AUGUCCGGCCCUUUGUUCUGCGCUCGUGCGUGUGUCCGGCACCCUCGGAACCCAGAGGCCCGCACUCUGAAGGUGACCCCCCUGGGGAGGAAGGCGACGGCCCCUGCGAGGAUGAUGGCGCGCGCCUGCCUCGCCCCGGCCCGCAUCCCUGCCGUCGCCGUGUGGCUUCUGUGCGCUCUCGGCCUCCAGGGCACCCAGGCAGGACCGCCGCCCGCGCCCCCUGGGCUGCCCGCAGGAGCCGACUGCCUGAACCGCUUUACCGCCGGGGUGCCUGACUUCGUGCUGGACACCAACGCCUCUGUCAGCAACGGAGCCACCUUCCUGGAGUCCCCCACCGUGCGCCGGGGCUGGGACUGCGUGCGCGCCUGCUGCACCACCCAGAACUGUAACUUGGCGCUGGUGGAGCUGCAGCCCGACCGCGGGGAGGACGCCAUCGCUGCCUGCUUCCUCAUCAACUGCCUCUAUGAGCAGAACUUCGUGUGCAAGUUCGCACCCAGGGAGGGGUUCAUCAACUACCUCACGAGGGAAGUGUACCGCUCCUACCGCCAGCUGCGGACCCAGGGCUUUGGAGGGUCUGGGAUCCCCAAGACCUGGGCGGGCAUGGAUUUGAAGGUACAACCCCAGGAGCCUGUGGUGCUGAAGGAUGUGGAGAAUACAGAUUGGCACCUACUGCGGGGUGACACUGAUGUCAGGGUAGAGAAGAAAGACCCAAACCGGCUGGAGCUGUGGGGACUCAAGGAGGGCACCUACCUAUUCCAGCUAACAAUGACUAGCUCAGACCAGCCAGAGGACACGGCCAACAUCACAGUCACUGUGCUGUCCACCAAGCAGACAGAAGACUACUGCCUCGCGUCCAGCAAGGUGGGCCGCUGCCGGGGCUCUUUCCCGCGCUGGUAUUACGACCCCAUGGAGCAGAUCUGCAAGAGUUUCACUUAUGGAGGCUGCUUGGGCAACAAGAAUAACUACCUUCGGGAAGAAGAGUGCAUUCUAGCCUGUCGGGGUGUGCAAGGUCCCUCCGUGGAAAGGCGCCAUCCAGUGUGCUCUGGCACCUGUCAGCCCACCCAGUUCCGCUGCAGCAAUGGCUGCUGCAUCGACAGUUUCCUGGAGUGUGAUGACACCCCCAACUGCCCCGACGCCUCCGACGAGGCCGCCUGUGAAAAAUACACCAGUGGCUUUGAUGAGCUCCAGAGCAUCCAUUUCCCCAGUGACAAAGGGCACUGCGUGGACCUGCCCUACACAGGACUCUGCCAGGACAGCAUCCCACGCUGGUACUACAAUCCCUUCAGUGAACGCUGUGCCCGCUUUACCUAUGGCGGUUGUGAUGGCAACAAGAACAACUUUGAAGAAGAGCAGCAGUGCCUUGAGUCUUGUCGCGGCAUCUCCAAGAAGGAUGUGUUUGGCCUGCGGCGGGAAAGCCCCAUUCCUACCACAGGCUCUGUGGAGGUGGCUGUCGCAGCAUUCCUGAUCAUCUGCAUUGUGGUGGUGGUCGCCAUCCUGGGUUACUGCUUCGUCAAGAACCAGAGAAAGAACUUCCGCAGACACCACCACCGCCACCACCCACCACCCACCCCUGCCGGCUCCACUGUCUCCACUACCGAGGACACAGAGCACCUGGUCUAUAACCACACCACCCGGCCCCUCUGAGCCUGGGUCUCGCCAGCUCACCUGGCUCUGCUUCCUGCUUGCCAAGGCAGAGGCCUGGGUUGGAAAAAACUUUGGAACCAGACUCUUGCCUGUUUCCCAGGCCCACUGUGCCUCAGAGACCAGGGCUCCAGCCCCUCUUGGGAAAGUCCCACCUAAGCUGAGGUCCUGAGAAAGCUCAAGGGUCUCAAAGGAGCAGAAAACCCUGGGGCCAGAAGUACCAUAUUAGAUGGACCUGCCUGCCUAGGAGUUUGGAGGAAGCUGGAGUUUUGUUUCCUCUGUUCAAAGCUGUCUGUUCCUACCCCACAGCACUAGGAAGAGGCCUGGGGUGGUGUUAGACCCUGGAGGCCCCAGCCCUGUCCUCCAGGGCUCCCCUUCCAUGCUUUGUGCCCAGGGCUGGGAGGGAGUACUUCCCUGUGUAGUUUGUGCUGCUGUAAAGAGUUGCUUUUUGUUUAUUUAAUGCUGUGGCACGGGUGAAGAGGAGUGUGGCUUCGCCAUCCUCCCUUCCUCUUCCCCCAAGAUUGAGUUCCCUGCCCUUGACCAGCCCCAACCUGGCCUAGACCUACUGAGCAAGGAGAGGCUCAGCUGCAUCGUACAGCCUCCCCUGCCCCCCGCAGGGCUCUCCAACAUCACAGUCCAGUCCUCCCACAGGGUAAUGAAAGUAGUUUGUGGGGUUUCUGGCUCUGUUCUGUGGGCCAGGAGAGGGACCAGCUUGCUGGGGGGAGAUGGGACCGCCCUGUUCAGCUGGUUUAGGCUUUGGCCACCCUGUUGAGCAGGUUUUCUGAGUCUCUCGAAACUGUCCUGGCCCCUGAGGGUGGAGAGCAGUGCCAGGUUUGACCACCAGAGGGGAGGAGUGAGAGGGCCACAGGAGCCGGGACUGUGGGGAGGGUGCAGUGCUGUUUUGUAGCAUUUCUUCCUGGUGUGAGCCUCUCCACAAGCCUGUUCAUUUGGAGGCUGGGGGCAUGGGGUGCACAGGAACCUUGGCUCCUACCUCCACCAGUUAGGGCCCAUGUCGCUGGCUGCCUCCCUCCCCACAGAAACCCUGGAGUCUGUGCAUGAGUGCAGCAUCCCCUAACCAGACUCUGAACUUGCCCAGGAACCUUUAGUGGAGACACUCCACUCCAACCCACACCCCUGCAUUUGUUCAAGCUACCUCCCAGUGCCACAAAAAAUCAUACUUUGAGUUAAUUCCCUUGUUUAUUCAGUGAAUUACAUUGAGCUCCUCUGUGCCAGACACUGCCAAUCAGACAUUUGAUAGCGUCGAGAGGAGCACAGUGGAAGCACGAUUUAAAUGCUUUACAUAUCUGAAGUUGCUAGCGCUGCACACAACCCUGUAAUGACAAUACAAUUGUUCCCAUUUUACAGAUGAAGAAACUAAUUCAUUGAAGUUGCCUCCCCAAGGCCCUAGAGCUGGAAUUGGACUGGAUCCCAACCCUAAAAGUAUAUGGUCCCAGAGUCUAGUCUUACACGAUGGGGGUGGGGGAAACACUUUUAAGCAAUUGAAAUAUAACUCUCACGAAUGUACAGCUAUGAA
This is a messenger RNA of Cebus imitator (Panamanian white-faced capuchin), 3175 nucleotides long. It is a transcript of the gene SPINT1, whose product is annotated as serine peptidase inhibitor, Kunitz type 1. Bases 1 to 1644 code for a protein of 547 amino acids. The record is from RefSeq and is a predicted model, not a curated record. NCBI's taxonomy places the organism in Eukaryota, Metazoa, Chordata, Mammalia, Primates, Cebidae. The transcript has 11 exons. Gene Ontology annotation, molecular function: serine-type endopeptidase inhibitor activity; protein binding.